UUAGAACCGUUUUUACACAAUCUGUCACGUCACGGAUAUUGUGGAGGGCAAUAGUGGCGCGUUCUAAAACUGUAAUCACUUUUUCCCCUCUCCUCUUAUUUUCGCAAGAUUUUUCUCAAACGCCGUUUUGCUUUGCAUUUUCUCCAUUGCUUCGCCAUCUCCAUUCGCUCUUCCUCCCAACCAAACCCUCCUUGUCUCUUUUUCUCGCCACUUCCAUUGAUAACAGAAAGGCAUCUUCCUGCGCAACAAACCCUAGCGAUUCGAAGCUACGCGCGAAGAGAGGAACAGCCAUUGAACCUUCGGCGAUGGCGGUGUGCGACGCGAUUCACUGAGUUGAACCGGAUAAAGAUCUGAAUCGCGGUGAUCGGUUCGACGCGCUCAUGGGUGCUGCGGGUUCCAAGCUCGAGAAAGCUCUCGGCGACCAAUUCCCCGAAGGGGAACGCUACUUUGGCCUCGAGAAUUUCGGCAAUACUUGUUACUGCAACAGCGUUUUGCAGGCACUAUACUUCUGUGUUCCUUUUCGAGAACAAUUGCUAGAGUAUUAUGCAAAUAACAAGAGCUUGGCAGAUGGUGAGGAAAAUCUUUUGACUUGCUUAGCCGACUUAUUUUCACAGAUAAGUUCUCAGAAGAAGAAAACGGGUGUUAUUGCUCCCAAACGAUUUGUUCAGAGGUUGAAAAAACAGAAUGAACUCUUCCGUAGCUAUAUGCACCAGGAUGCUCACGAAUUCUUGAACUUUUUGCUAAAUGAACUUGUUGACAUUCUGGAGAGAGAGGCCAAGGCUGCAAAAAAUGAUCAAGAAACAUCACCACCUUCUGAAAAGGCUGCAAAUGGACCUAAUAAUGGUCUACCUAAUGGCUAAAAAGAGCCUUUAGUUACUUGGGUGCACAAAAAUUUUCAGGGAAUUCUCACCAACGAAACUAGGUGCCUGCGUUGUGAAACUGUGACAGCUAGGGAUGAAAUAUUUUUUGACUUGAGCCUUGAUAUUGAACAAAAUAGUUCAAUUACGAGUUGUUUGAAGAACUUCAGUUCAACGGAGACAUUGAAUGCUGAAGACAAAUUUUUUUGUGACAAGUGCUGCAGUUUGCAAGAAGCUCAGAAGAGAAUGAAGAUAAAGAAACCACCUCACGUCUUGGUCAUACACCUUAAGCGUUUUAAAUACAUUGAACAGCUGGGACGCUACAAGAAGCUGUCUUACAGGGUUGUCUUCCCUCUAGAGCUGAAAUUAAGCGAUACUGUUGAAGAUGCAGAUAUUGAGUAUUCUCUAUUUGCAGUAGUUGUUCAUGUUGGGAGUGGGCCCAACCACGGGCAUUAUGUAAGCCUUGUGAAAAGCCACAACCACUGGUUAUUUUUUGAUGACGAAAAUGUUGAGAUGAUUGAUGAGUCUGCUGUUCAGACAUUUUUUGGGUCAUCGCAAGAGUAUUCCAGCAAUACAGACCAUGGUUACAUUUUGUUCUAUGAGAGCAUUGGCUCCGGUAACAGGAACUAGAAGGAGGAGCCUAACGAGUUUUAGGUACUUGAAUCAUUUGGACUUGUGUUUUUCAUCUGUUUAUGGUUAUUUAUUUUUCUUUAUUUUAUUAAACCUGCUUGAGGAGUUAUACGCGAUUUAACGAGAGGAUACGGGUUGUGAAAAUGUAUACUUAGCGGUCGACAUGUACAGUGGAUAGUGGAAGCACUGUCCUUUCCCCCUUCUUUCUUUUCUUUAGCAAUAAGAGCAGUGUAUAUCAAUUUCGCCGACAGUGUAAUCACGAUUUUAAUCGUUAAAUCAAUAGAAACACAAUGAAAUGUCAAGUCC
Molecule: messenger RNA, 1793 nt
Organism: Vigna unguiculata (cowpea)
Lineage: Eukaryota; Viridiplantae; Streptophyta; Magnoliopsida; Fabales; Fabaceae
Product: ubiquitin carboxyl-terminal hydrolase 4-like
Biological process (GO): protein deubiquitination
Cellular component (GO): cytosol; nucleus
Molecular function (GO): cysteine-type deubiquitinase activity
Source: RefSeq, a predicted model, not a curated record